Dreissena polymorpha is the source of this 1397-nucleotide messenger RNA. RefSeq lists its product as uncharacterized. The record is from RefSeq and is a predicted model, not a curated record. Gene Ontology annotation, molecular function: zinc ion binding. The transcript has 3 exons. Lineage: Eukaryota; Metazoa; Mollusca; Bivalvia; Myida; Dreissenidae. The coding region runs from base 87 to 1397 and encodes 436 amino acids.
AUUCCAGGUAGCGCCACUUAACCCGGUCCAUCAGCUUCCACUAUAUAUUCUAAGAUAAGCAUUAACAAAGACUGGACGCGAUAAACAUGGAAUCAAAGUUUGGAUCAUUAACACUGCCCGAAUUAAGGGCAGAAUUAAAAAAACGGGGUGCACGAACAGUUGGACGUAAAAAUGAACUUGUUGAAAGGCUUAUAUCAUACGAAAGAAAUCAGAACUUUGGUAAAAUAGAGACUUUGGAACCGGAAUAUCACAUGAAGUUACCAGAUGCCACUACAUACUCUGAUGUAAACUCGGACUCUAAAUUUCCCAAAACAGAUCUCGGAAAGGUGCAAUCGUAUCUGGCCCCGCUUGAUAAGAAUCUGGAUGAACAUGUGCAGAGGUUGUAUAAUGAACAGUUUUUAAGGUACUUCCGGAUGUCACGCAGAGAAACAUGUGUUUUCAUUAAAUCAAGCUGUCGCGCAGAAAUGAAGAAAGGUGUGUCCUACACAGUUGAUAUUGAGCUCGGCUUAGAUGGGUCUAUUACAGAGGCACAGUGUGAAUGUGCUGCAGGAAUGGGACCACAAGCUCACUGCAAACAUGUUAACACGGUGCUAUAUGGUGCAGUUAUGUUUUGCAAGAAAAUGACAGUAAAGACGGAAGAAUCGUGCACUCAAAAAUUGCAGAGUUUUCACAAAUGCAAAAAAUUCAUUGGAAGCCCCAUAAAAGCAAAUGCCUUAGAUAUGCCUGGAGCUGCCGAGUUGACAAACAUUGACUUUGAUCCCCGACCAGAAGAAUUUAGAAAUGCUGCCAACUAUCAAGAUCAUUUUAGAAAUGUUUGCUUAAACUUUCCAGGUAUUUCGGAAAUGCCAAUAUUUCAAACAUUUGAACCUGCAAAUACUAAGGCUGUAGCAUUGGAUCACGACUACUUGAAACUUACUCCAGAAGAAAAUUUUCUUGAAAGAAUUUUGGUAACGAAAAUAAGCUCAGCCGUAGUCGUUGAUAUUGAGAAAAAAACAUUAGGUCAAAGUACUAAUAAAUUGUGGAUAGAGGAGCGAUCCAAGCGAAUUCCAUCGUCAAUGUUCGGAAAAAUUUGUAAAUCCACACAAAGGACCGACAAACAUGAGCUCGCAAGGUCACUGAUUGAAACCAGGGAAAUUAAAGCGGCUCCAUUGGAACAUGGGAGGAAACAUGAAUCGGUCGCUGUAACGAAAUUCAUGGAAGACACCGGCAAGACUGUACAUAGCUGUGGGUUAGUCGUCGCAGAACAGUACCCAUUCCUAGCAGCGUCACCAGAUGGAGUUAUUGAUAAAACUCAUCUUGUUGAAGUUAAAUGCCCUUAUACAGCAAGAGACAAACCCAUAUCUCCUGUCACGGUUCCUUAUUUAAACUGUGAUGACAAAUUCAGCCCUCUGGCCUAA